AUGGAAGAUCCAUCAGAUGAAGAUACGAACUAUAGGCCUGCGGUUCGUAAGAAGCUGGUAGUGGUAGGAGAUGGGGAAUGUGGUAAAACUUGUUUAUUACACCGAUAUACACACAAUCAGUUUCUACCUGAAAUGUACAUACCUACAGUAUUUGAUACCUGUGUUCAUGAGACAACUUACAACGAUAAACAGGUGGAAUUGGUUUUACACGACACAGCUGGACAAGAAGAUUUCGAAGUGUUACGUCCCUUGAGUUAUCCCGAUUCAGACGUUAUUUUAUUAUGUUUCUCCGUCGACAAUGCGGACAGUUUACAAAAUGUCGCAGAACGUUGGGCACCGGAAAUACGUCACUAUUGUGGAAAUGUGCCAAUAAUUUUAGUCGGUAAUAAAAUUGACCUUCGAUGUGAUGUGACCAAUGGAAUUUUCACAAACAAAUUAAGAUAUAUAAGUUAUGAAGAAGGGAACAGUAUAGCGCGUCGAAUUGGGGCUGAUGUUUAUUGUGAGUGCUCCGCGAAGUACAAUAGCUCAGUGACUGAGAUAUUCGAACAAGCAUUACGAUUAGCAAUGUUGAAUACACGUCGUAAGAAACGCUAA
Lottia gigantea (owl limpet) is the source of this 594-nucleotide messenger RNA. RefSeq lists its product as hypothetical. Gene Ontology annotation, molecular function: GTP binding; GTPase activity. Gene Ontology annotation, biological process: small GTPase-mediated signal transduction. The transcript is spliced from 3 exons. The record is from RefSeq and is a predicted model, not a curated record. Bases 1 to 594 code for a protein of 197 amino acids. Lineage: Eukaryota; Metazoa; Mollusca; Gastropoda; Lottiidae.